AUGGAAUGUGGAGAAGUUACGGCUGAAGCUCUGGCAGAAGUACUCAGUAUUAAAACUACAAAAGAUGGCGAAUUAUAUUAUAUACAUUAUAUUGACUUCAAUAAGAGAUUAGAUGAAUGGGUAACAAAAGACAGAUUAGAUCUGAAAAAAAUUCAACUUCCAAAAAAAGAAACAAAGACUCCCGUUAAAGAUGGGAAAACUGAAUCCAGACCAUCGUCUCCUGAAAGAGAACUUGUCGUAGGUCCUCCUCGCAUUCCUUCUUCUAUAUAUACAGAGCAGCCAGUUGUAAAUAACAGAUCACCAUCAGUGUUGUAUGUAGAUCAGAAUGUGGUAGGUGUCACUCUGGCAGAAGUACUCAGUAUUAAAACUACAAAAGAUGGCGAAUUAUAUUAUAUACAUUAUAUUGACUUCAAUAAGAGAUUAGAUGAAUGGGUAACAAAAGACAGAUUAGAUCUGAAAAAAAUUCAACUUCCAAAAAAAGAAACAAAGACUCCCGUUAAAGAUGGGAAAACUGAAUCCAGACCAUCGUCUCCUGAAAGAGAACUUGUCAAUGGGAGUGCUCCUCCUAAAAAAUCAACAGGAGGUGGAGGUGGUGGUGGUGGUCGCAAACGAAAAUUUGCCUCUUUAGAUGAGGAUUCACAAGAGAAUACUCCAAGUCCCCGUAUAACAGGGAGUUUGGUAGCUCAUCGUUCAGUAAUGUAA
Centruroides sculpturatus (bark scorpion) is the source of this 702-nucleotide messenger RNA. RefSeq names its product histone acetyltransferase KAT5-like. The record is from RefSeq and is a predicted model, not a curated record. NCBI's taxonomy places the organism in Eukaryota, Metazoa, Arthropoda, Arachnida, Scorpiones, Buthidae. The transcript has 9 exons. Gene Ontology annotation, biological process: chromatin organization; regulation of DNA-templated transcription. The coding region runs from base 1 to 702 and encodes 233 amino acids. Gene Ontology annotation, cellular component: histone acetyltransferase complex; nucleus.